AUGGACGUAAAGUGUCCUGGUUGUUUCAGUAUCACAACCGUAUUUAGUCAUGCUCAAACUGUCGUAUUGUGUGGUUCUUGUGCAAACGUUUUAUGCCAACCAACCGGAGGUCGUGCUCGUCUAACCGAAG
Molecule: messenger RNA, 130 nt
Organism: Funneliformis caledonium
Lineage: Eukaryota; Fungi; Glomeromycota; Glomeromycetes; Glomerales; Glomeraceae
Source: the annotation of a GenBank genome assembly